AUGGUUCUUCAACACUCAACUACGCACACAUACUCGCAUCCCUUUCCGACCGUCACCCUCGCCUACUUUCUUCGCUAUUCAUCGCCACGUCUGAACCCCUUCGCCACCCACGUCCUCAGCACCGACACCAUCUCCAGCCAUGUCGACCCAGAAACACAGCGUCUCCAUACGACGAGGAUUCACCUCAAGAAAAGCCGUAUGCCUGGCGCGGUAUACAAGCUCUUGCCAACGAGCAUGACAGGUGGCGGUUCCGGCGACAAGUCAAGCUACGUUCUCGAGACCAGUAUUGUGGACAUUCGGGAAGGCUGGAUGAGCACCGAGUCGCGCAACCUCAAUUUCACUGGCGUGCUGUCCGUCGUAGAGCGGCAGCACUUUGCCAUCCCCACGAACCGUGGCAUCACAAGCGAGACUGAUGUCACCACCACGGUCAACUUCCGAUCAAGGAUUGGCGAGAAGCUGCGAGACAAAUUCGGCCAGGCCCAAGCCCAGAGCGACGGUUGGUUCUUUUCCGGCUGGGGCGCGAAAAGGAUUGGCUCCACGAUUGAGAGUCUCGCGUCGAACAAGACGCAGGACCAGAUGGGUAAAAGCCGCGAUGGGAUGCGCCUGGUUCUGGAAAGAAUCCGCAAUACUGGGAUGAUCGGAGUCCUGGAAACCCUGAGAAGGGAGCGACAAAUCCAGGCUUGA
Messenger RNA from Emericellopsis atlantica, 684 nucleotides. Its product is annotated as PRELI-like family-domain-containing protein. Bases 1 to 684 code for a protein of 227 amino acids. Gene Ontology annotation, molecular function: phosphatidic acid transfer activity. The transcript has a single exon. Gene Ontology annotation, biological process: phospholipid transport. The record is from RefSeq and is a predicted model, not a curated record. Gene Ontology annotation, cellular component: mitochondrial intermembrane space. Lineage: Eukaryota; Fungi; Ascomycota; Sordariomycetes; Hypocreales; Bionectriaceae.